AUGCCUUUUCCGAUGAGAAUUCAACCGAUAGAUUCACAGCUGUACAGUGAUUCGUUGAUCCGGAACGAUGUGGUGAAGCCCCUGGUGUUGAAAUCGAGGCUGAAGCGUCUCUUCGACCGGCAGUUCAACAGUGUUCUGAAGAUUUCAGCGGCCGAGAAGCCGAGCAACGGCGGAGAGAAAGAUAGAGGAAUUCCCACCGCGGCGGCGGUGUCUGAGUUUGAGCCGAGCUCGAUUUGUCUUGAUAAGAUGGUUCAGAACUUCAUUGAAGAUAACGAGAAGCAAUCAGCAACCAUCGCCGCAAAAUACGGCCGUAACCGCUGCAAUUGCUUCAACGGUAACAGCAAUGACAGCUCCGAUGACGAGUUUGAUUUCUUUGACUCCAACACUCCUGGCUCUUCUUUCAGUGAUCCCUCCGAUACUCUCAAGAGUUUGAUUCUUUGUGCGAGUGUGGAGGAGCGAAAUCUGCUAGCAGACACUUCGAAAAUAGUAGAAAACAGCAAAUUUUGCAAACGGAAGGACGAUUUGAGAAAAAUCGUCUCCGAUGGUUUAAGAGCCCUAGGUUACAACGCCUCCAUUUGUAAAUCCAAAUGGGAAAAAUCUUCAUCCAUUCCUGCUGGUGAAUAUGAAUAUAUAGACGUGAUUGUAGAAUGCGAGAGGCUGUUAAUCGACAUAGAUUUCCGAUCGGAGUUCGAAAUCGCACGAUCAACAAGCAGUUACAGGGGAAUUCUACAGUCUGUGCCUUACAUUUUCGUGGGAAAAUCCGAUCGGCUUCUCCAAAUUGUUUCCAUUUUAUCGGAGUCUGCUCGGCAGAGCCUCAAAAAGAAAGGGAUGCAUAUCGCACCGUGGCGUAAGGCCGAAUAUAUGACAUCCAAAUGGCUAGCCCCGUAUACCCGUAUUGCCACUCUCACGGUCGAGGAGCCAACCGAAGGCGGAGAAUUGGAUUUGAUCUUUGGUGAAGGGACGGCUUCAUCGGAGGCUAAUUGCCCCUUCGAGGUUCAAUUGAAGAUCACGUGGCAGCUGCCGGCGGUGAAGGUGAAGAGGGCAAACAAAGGAACGAUCACUGGAUUGGCAGCCCUUCUCAAGGAAAAACUCUAA
This is a messenger RNA of Fraxinus pennsylvanica, 1095 nucleotides long. NCBI's taxonomy places the organism in Eukaryota, Viridiplantae, Streptophyta, Magnoliopsida, Lamiales, Oleaceae. The record is from the annotation of a GenBank genome assembly.